Messenger RNA from Eruca vesicaria subsp. sativa (arugula), 1221 nucleotides. The record is from the annotation of a GenBank genome assembly. Lineage: Eukaryota; Viridiplantae; Streptophyta; Magnoliopsida; Brassicales; Brassicaceae.
CUACUCUCCUUUUGACUUCUGAAACACGACGACAGAGAGAUGAGAGAUGAGAGAUUGCAAGAGGAAGAAGAAGAGACAGGCCUGAGUUCGUACUCCAUCGCCACCGGGUUAGGGUUUCGUCGCAUUCCCUCCGAUUCCGUCUCUCUCGUCACCACCACCACCACAGUGGUUGAUGGAGGAGACGAACUCAAGGAUGGACGAAGAUGACGACAAGCUUCUCAUCUUCUCCAUCACGAGCCGUGUUUUUCACCACCAUCACCACCACUGUCGCGUUCGUCACCACCAGCACUCCCUUCGAUUCCGUCUCGCCAUCAGCACUCCCAACAACAGGAGGUUCCUAUAUUGGAUCGACAGCUCGCCUCACUCUCAAUCUCCUCUCAUGUCUGCUCCUCAGGUUCCAGUGUUACUCUUCAAAGACCAGAUGAAAUCCACAUCCCAAACCCAUCUUGGCUGCCAUCUCCUUUCUAUGAAAAGGCUUGUAACGAGCCACAAAUAUAUUGGUUGUUCAAGUGUGUUUCUUUGUGUUGGCUUUCUAGUUUGUCAAGGCUUCCAAGAAACUUUGGAUGGAUUGUGAGGGAGACGUUGGGAAGGACUCUCUAAAACGAGGAGCUGAAGUUGUAACUUAGGGGGUUCGAGUCUACAUACUGGAUAUGAUCCUCAAUCGAUUUGAUCUAUGGUGUGUGUUAAUAUUGUGUCUGGCUUUUUGACCUGAAGAGAGGACUUCCGUUAGACUUACAAGAAGGAACAUCCUAACAACAAGUCUGUUGCUGCUGUUGGAAAAGCUGGUGCAGAGAAGUUGAAAUCCUUGUCUAAUUCUGUACGUUCUCUAAUCUAUAGCUUAUUAUAGUUAUGUAUUGCGUUGAUCUAAUUGCCACCGAAGCCACAAAGGACGUUACAUUCUUCUUGACCUUUGAGUUGUACAAUAUUGUAGGAGAAGGCUCCCCAAGGCUGAUAAGCGUAUGGUUGAGUAUGAGAAGACAAGAAACUCUGAUUUUCCUAAUCAUUCACAAGCAGAGGAGGAAGAAUAAGAAGAGCUCUGGUGUUGCCUAAGAUUGAAGACGGCAGGAUAAUGUUUAGGUUUAGGUUUCUGAUUUAGUUUUGGUUUAGAUUAUUUUGUAAACAAUUUCAAUAUAUAAAAAUUCAAAUAUAUUUAUAUCUCUAUUUUAAUAUUUUAUAAUUUUUUUUUUAAUUUUUAAUAAUGUUAUUACAGCAAUUAUUGCC